This is a messenger RNA of Coccinella septempunctata (seven-spotted ladybird), 1110 nucleotides long. Its product is annotated as cuticle protein-like. Bases 117 to 1019 code for a protein of 300 amino acids. Gene Ontology annotation, cellular component: extracellular matrix. The record is from RefSeq and is a predicted model, not a curated record. Lineage: Eukaryota; Metazoa; Arthropoda; Insecta; Coleoptera; Coccinellidae. The transcript has 2 exons.
CUCUAAUUGGCAACUAGGGACCACGCCUUGUUCUUUAACAAUUUGAUGGGAUAUAUAAACCAGGACCCACAACCCAACAUCAUCACAGAUCAACUUCAUCAGUGAAAUCUAUCGAAAUGGCAUUCAAAGUUGUCGCCUUCGCCGCUCUCUUGGCCGUCGCAAGUGGUAGCGCCAUCCAUGGUGCUGGAUAUAUCGCAGAGACCUAUGCCGCUCCACUCGCUUUGACCAAGACAGUCAUUGCUCAACCUGAAUCACCAGCCCACUAUGACUUUGGAUAUUCAGUGAGCGACCCCUACACCGGCGACCACAAAUCCCAAGUAGAAUCCCGUCGUGGUGAUGCCGUCCAAGGUAGCUACUCCCUCGUAGAUUCCGAUGGAACCAAACGUACCGUAGACUACGCUGCCGAUGCUGUCAAUGGAUUCAACGCUGUCGUACGCAAAGAACCUCUUGCCCAAGUUGCCCAUGUUGAAACCGUUGCCACCGCUCCAGUUGUAGCUGCUGCUCCAGCUGUUGUUGCCGCCAGGACCUACGCUGCUCCCGCUGUUGUUACCCACCAUUCUCCAGCUGUUGUUGCCACAAGAACCUACGCUGCCCCAGCUGCUGUAUCAAGCUCCUACGAAUCCAAAACCAUCACCCACAACUCCCCAGUUGUUGCUCACACCUAUGCUGCUCCAGCCGUAUAUGCUGCCAGAACUUAUGCUGCACCAGCUGUUGUAACUCACCAAGCUCCAGCCCUCGUUGCCGCUAGGACUUAUGCUGCCCCAGCUGCCGUAUCUUCUUCAUAUGAAUCCAAAACCAUCACCCACAGCUCUCCAGUUGUAGCCCAGACCUAUGCUGCUCCAUCUGUUGUUGCCCACACCUACGCUGCUCCAUCAGUUGUUGCCCACUCUUACGGUGUACCAUCUGUUGUUGCCCGUUCUUAUGCUGCUCCAGCUGUUGUUGCUGGAACCUACUCUUCUCCAAUCUAUUCUCACGGAGCCGUUGUAUCUAGAUACGCUUCCCCAAACUACGUCUGGUAAACGAUGGAAAAUAUUUCUAUUUGAGUAAACGAAUGCCUAUGACUGUAUAUACUGUUUUUAAGUUGUAAUUAAAAACAAAAAAUUAUUAAAA